This is a messenger RNA of Cataglyphis hispanica, 3170 nucleotides long. Its product is annotated as golgin subfamily A member 2-like. The record is from RefSeq and is a predicted model, not a curated record. Gene Ontology annotation, cellular component: Golgi cisterna membrane; Golgi apparatus; Golgi cis cisterna. The transcript has 13 exons. Gene Ontology annotation, biological process: Golgi organization. Lineage: Eukaryota; Metazoa; Arthropoda; Insecta; Hymenoptera; Formicidae. The coding region runs from base 190 to 2961 and encodes 923 amino acids.
UUAUGACAAGCUUAUUUGUCACGUAAAUGUGUAGCGCUAGCUGUAGCGGUACACGUAGACGUGACAUAACCCUUCCGCCUAUUCUUCGUCUCCCCACAAUAUUUUUCAAUUUGACGAUGUAAAUCGUUUUUAGAAUUUUUUAUGCGACGUGACAUUUGAUGAGCACCGUGUAACGAAAGUUUUCGCACGAUGAAUCUGAAUAAAACAGAGAAACUGUUGGCUGCUAAAAAGAAGCUAAAGGAAUUCCAAUUACAAAAAAGAUUGCAAGCACAAGAGGUCUCAAACAAACAGCAAGAUGCAAAUAUAAUAGAUGGAUCCAUAUCACAGUGCCAAACAAGUUGCCAAACUAUAGAAGUGGAUAAACCUUAUGAUCAAAAUAAUGACAAUGAGAUCAAACAAACAAACAACUUAGUCCAAUCUGAGGAACAUCUGGAUAAAAUAAACAUUGUACAUAAGGAAGGAAAUGUAUUGAAUCAUACUUUUGAUUCUAGUGAUACUAAUAACUUAAAAGAUACAACAGAAAGCGACAGUAAAAUUGCAACAAAUGAAAGAACAGAAAAGAACUUUCCUGUUUUGGAAAAUUGUUUAGAAAACACUGUAUUAUAUGAAAGUGCUGAUAAAGACUCUGCACAUCUUCAGGCAGAUUCACAGUUUAUGGAAAAUGAUGACAGAUACAACUUAAAUAUAGUGGCAUCUAAUGGACCAUCAACAGUGCAAACAGAACAUUUAUUAGAAAUGGCUUCAGAAGUCGCUAAUGUGCUUACUGAUGAUGCAGAUCAUAGUGAUCCAUCUUUGUUUGACAUUGAUUUGAAGUGCCGCAAUCAAUUCUUAACAACUUGUCUGGAAGAGCAGAGACAACUUGUGAAUGAUUUACACAUUCAAGUCAGUCGUUACCAUAGUAGAAUUGCUGAAUUGGAAGAAAUUCUUGCUACAAAAGAUUCCGAGUUUGAAGCCAAACUUGUUCGCGAAAUAAAUCCUUUGAAGGAGCAAUUGCAAAUUCAUACACAAACUACUGGCAUUUUGAUAGCAGAAAAAGCAGAACUCACAGCAGCUUUGGCGCAAAGUCAGAGGACUGCAAAACAAAAUGCAGAGGAAUUAGAAGAGAUGAGUGGAAAACUGAAACAUAGCCAACUUCGUAUUAAUGAGCUUGAAAAAGAGUUAGCUCAAACAAGAAGUAAUUCUACUGACACUCAGAAAAAUGCUCAGCAAAUACAACAGAUUUAUGAUGAACUUGAGAAAAAAUAUUAUGAACUCAGAAAAGAAAAGGAAGAUUUGGAAUUAGAAACUUCAGAAUUAAAACAAAAGUUGAAUUUAAAAAAUACUGAAUUUAUUAGUCUGCAACAAGAAUUUCAAGAGAAAGCAGCCUUACUUUCUUUAAAUGAAUUAAAAAUACAACAGUUAACUGAUACAUCACAAACAUUAGAGUCUCAGCAUCAAACUGUCACAGUAUUGGAACAACAAUUGGCUCAAAUGAGAGAAACUUUACGGCUAGUGAAUAACGAAAAAGAUGAAACCAAUAGACAAUAUCAGAAUUACAUACGACAAUUGGAUGCACAACAAGCGAAAUUGCUUAAUGAGAUUGAAAAUGGAAACAAAAUGAUCAGUGAUUUAGAAAGCAGAGAGAAAAGUUAUGUACAACGUUUAUCAGAUUUAGAACAGCAACUUCAACAUGAAAAACAAAAAAAUGAAUCUUUACUUCCAUUGCAAGAUCGUAAUGAUGAGAUAAAUACUUUAAUGAAAAAUAUCGAGGAAUUGACUGCGCGGGAAGAAAAACUUCAUACUAUAUUAUCCGAAAAAGAAAUGGAAAUUGAAAUGUUAAUAAAAGAAGUGCAAGAAUUACGAGAUACAAAAGAUGAUGGAGCAGAUGCAGUAAAAUUGGUACAAGCUCUUGAAAGCGAAAAACUUGGCGCAUCUAGAGCCGUUUUACAAAAUCAACAAUUGAAGGAGCAAUUAACUGAAAUGGAAAAUGCUUUUGUCACACUGAGUAAUGACAAAUUAGAUUUGACAGAACAACUUCAAGCUGAACGAAAUAUUGGCAGAAAAUUAAACGCAAGAUUAAAUGCAGUUGAAACCGAAAUGGAUAAUUUAAAAGAGGAAUUGAAGGAAAAAGAAACAUUUUUAAUAGAAUUAGAAAAAGAAAAAUUGCAGAAUGCUCAAAUUGCAGAUCAAAUGCAACAUUAUCAAGCACAAUCUCAUCAUGCCCAUACACUCCAACAAGAACUGCAAAAUACUUUGAUUUGUAUAGAGAAUUUAAAAAAAGAAAAUGAAGAACUUGCAAAGAAAUUGGAAAACAAAGUGCAAGAAGAGACACGUUUGUCCAAAGAAUCUGAGAAUGUUAACAAAGAUCAGUCUACAAUUAAUGAACAAAACCAUGAUGAUAUUGUAACAACGCAAAACUUAUCACUGCCAGAAAAUAAAAAUGCUUUAAAUGAUUCUGAGCCUCUUAUAAAAUUAGAAAAAAGGUUUAAAGAAACAAUGGAAAAAGUCGCUGAAUUAACUGAUGAAAAACAGAGAUUGGAACAUCUUGUUCUUCAACUCCAAGGUGAAACAGAAACUAUAGGAGAAUACAUUACUUUAUAUCAAAAACAACGAGCAAUUCUAGGAGAGAGAUGGAAGGAAAGAGAACAAACCUUUCGUCAAUUAGUAGAGCAACGUAAUCAGCAACAAGAACAAUUACAUAAAUUAAAAGUAUUAGUAACUGAAUUGCUGAAAAAACAUCCUGAAACAUUGAUAAAUUCUACAGAAACUUGUAUGGAUUAUCAUAAAAAAAUCAAUGUUGAUAAUUCUGCACUCUCUGAAAAUGAAAAGCUAGAGAAUACAGAAUUACCAUUAAUUGAAGAUAAAACAGCGUCGGAGAUUCUCGAUGUUCUGUCAGAAAUCAAAGAUUGUAAAGAUGCAUGUAUUAUAGAACCUAAUUUUCAUCCAUGUCCAUGGUGUUCUGGAAGACUAAUUACUGUGUAAUCAUUAAUAAUAAAUUUAUUUUAAUCUUGUUAUAAUAAUAAAAUAUCAUAUUUGUGCAAUAUAUAGUGAUGUAGAACAUAAUACUUGUAUAUAAAAGAUUUUAGGUCUUUUUUAAUCAUCUGUAUUGAUUCCUUGUAAAAGUGUAAGAUUUUUGUCUAAAGAAUUGCUUUAUAAAUAUACAGUGCCUUGAAUAGUUUUGCAGAUAUAAU